Molecule: messenger RNA, 186 nt
Organism: Thyridium curvatum
Lineage: Eukaryota; Fungi; Ascomycota; Sordariomycetes; Thyridiales; Thyridiaceae
Exons: 4
Coding region: 1-186 (61 amino acids)
Biological process (GO): proton motive force-driven ATP synthesis
Molecular function (GO): proton transmembrane transporter activity
Source: RefSeq, a predicted model, not a curated record
AUGUCUUGGUUCGGUAUCACCCCUCUGAAGAAGUUCCCCGCCCCGGUCGUCCGGCCCAUGGCUCCCUUCUUCAUUGCCGGUCUCGUCAUGGCUUGGGGCAUCAACGCCGCCCAGAACUCCAUGAUGCAGUCCGACGAGUGGAAGAACGACCCCCGCAACGUCUACGCCAAGAACAAGGCUCACUAA